Malus domestica (apple) is the source of this 360-nucleotide messenger RNA. RefSeq lists its product as uncharacterized. Gene Ontology annotation, molecular function: proton-transporting ATP synthase activity, rotational mechanism. Gene Ontology annotation, biological process: proton motive force-driven ATP synthesis. NCBI's taxonomy places the organism in Eukaryota, Viridiplantae, Streptophyta, Magnoliopsida, Rosales, Rosaceae. The record is from RefSeq and is a predicted model, not a curated record.
AUGGCAUCAAAGUUUCCACCGAAGUUGGUUCAGGCGUCAAACAUUUUAUUCAAGAAUGGAAGAACAUAUUACAAGCAGAUGGUAGAGCAGAACAAGCACCAUGUCCAGGAGCUCCCCACCAUUGAGAAAUGUCAAACAUUAGCAAAACAACUGUUUUAUACUCGUCUUGCCAGCAUUCCAGUUCGUUACGAAGCAUUCUGGAAGGAAGUUGGCCAUUUCAAGAAUGCAAUAAAAAGCAAGGAGGAGCUGAAUGUGGAGAAUGCUGGCCUUGUUGCUCUUUUUGGCGUUGAAUGCUUCGCCUGGUUCUGCGGCGGUGAGAUCAUAGGAAGGGGAUUUACAUUUACCGGCUACUACGUUUGA